Pelobates fuscus (common spadefoot toad) is the source of this 1814-nucleotide messenger RNA. It is a transcript of the gene KBTBD8, whose product is annotated as kelch repeat and BTB domain containing 8. Lineage: Eukaryota; Metazoa; Chordata; Amphibia; Anura; Pelobatidae. The record is from RefSeq and is a predicted model, not a curated record. Gene Ontology annotation, molecular function: protein binding. Bases 12 to 1814 code for a protein of 600 amino acids. The transcript is spliced from 4 exons.
GGAGCUGGAGAAUGGCAGCGCAGGGAGAAGGAGCAAAGUUUUUACAAGCACAGAAUGGAAUUCCUUCAUCUAGUCCUUUAAACAGUGGGAUAGAUCAUGCCCAUGCCUGUACUAUUCUCCAGCAGCUCAAGACCAUGUAUGACGAGGGACAGCUGACAGAUAUUGUUGUCCAAGUAGAUAAUGGGCAAAAGUUUGCUUGUCAUAGAAAUGUUCUUGCAGCAAUCAGUCCUUAUUUCAGAUCUAUGUUCACCAGCGGCCUUACAGAAACAACCAAGAAAGAAGUUCAAUUAGUAGGAAUUGAAGCAGAGUCCAUGCAACUAGUCCUGAAUUAUGCAUACACCUCUAGAGUUCAGAUAACGGAAGGAAAUGUUCAGGCUUUGUUCACGGCAACUAGCAUCUUUCAGAUUGCUCCCCUCCAGGACCAAUGUGCUAACUAUAUGAUUAGCCGCUUGGAGCCCCAGAAUUGUAUUGGAGUAUAUAUUUUUGCAGAUUACUUUGGCCAUGAAGAGCUUAAAACCAAGUCUCAAGACUACAUUCGUAAGAAAUUUGUAUGUGUCACCAAAGAGCAAGAGUUUCUGCGUUUGAAGAAGGACCAACUCAUAAGCAUUUUGAACAGUGACGACUUGGAUGUUGACAAAGAGGAACAUGUUUAUGAGAGCAUAAUAAGUUGGUAUGACCAUGAACAAAUAACGAGAGAAGAACACCUUUCAGAGAUCUUUGCCAAAUGUGUUCGUGUGUCUCUUAUGGAAGAAACCUAUGUUGAAAAGAUCCCUCCCUUGUUUGCACAGGCAAUGCCCAAAAAUUACAUUGAAAAGGGACAGAUCAGUGCCAAUAAUUGUACUCAACGACUUGGGAUGACUGCUACUGAAAUGGUUAUCUGUUUUGAGGCAGCCAGUAAACACUCAGGAAAGAAGCAAACUGUGCCUUGUCUGGACACCUACUCAACCAGAGUAUAUAAACUAUGCAAACCACCGGGUGAUUUGAGAGAAGUCGGGAUCCUUGUAACUCCGGACAAUGAGAUUUUUAUUGCUGGGGGGUUCAGGCCAAACAACAAUGAUGUCUGCAUUGAUCAUAAAGCAGAGAAUGACUUCUGGUUGUAUGACCAUUCAAGCAAUAGAUGGAUACAAAAAGCCCCCUUGUUGCGUGGUCGGAUAGGUUGCGUCCUGCUUUAUUGCUGUGGUAAACCAUAUGCAUUAGGGGGAAGAGUUUACGAAGGUGAUGGGCGAAACCCAGUAAAAUCUGUAGAGAGUUAUGACAAUCGAGAUAACUGUUGGACAACUGUAAGUCUAAUGCCUGUGAUGAUGGAAUUUCAAAGUGCAGUGGUAUACAAAGAUAAGAUCUACAUUCCACAGGGUGAUGUUUUCCUUUGUUAUGAUCCUCAGACUGAUUACUGGGGUCAUCUAACACCGAUGACUGUAACUCGAUACCAAGGAAUGGCAGCUGUGUAUAAAGAUUCAAUCUACUAUGUAGGCGGAAUCCACUGUAAUCAUCGCAUGCUUACUGUUGAGGCCUACGAUAUUGAACAAAAUCUGUGGACUCAGAAGAGAGAUCUUCCAUUUGAACAGUCUUCAAAUCCAUAUGUUAAGCUUUUGAUCCUGAAGAAUAAGCUUCAUUUAUUUGUUCGGUUAACCCAAGUGUGUGUGGAUGAGUAUGUUUUCCGAACCAGCCGGAAGAAUUCUCUCUAUCUGUACAAUGAGGUUGAUGACAGUUGGAGAAAAAUCUAUGAAACGCCAGAGAGGCUGUGGGAUCUUGGCCGUCAUUUUGAAUGUGCCGUUGCUAAACUUUAUCCCCAGUGUCUUCAGAAAGUGUUGUAG